This is a messenger RNA of Micropterus dolomieu (smallmouth bass), 4515 nucleotides long. RefSeq names its product coiled-coil domain-containing protein 177. The coding region runs from base 1 to 1722 and encodes 573 amino acids. The transcript has a single exon. NCBI's taxonomy places the organism in Eukaryota, Metazoa, Chordata, Actinopteri, Centrarchiformes, Centrarchidae. The record is from RefSeq and is a predicted model, not a curated record.
AUGGGGGAGCUGACGUCCACCUCUCCUGGGCCCUGCUUGGACCUGAACAACUUUGACUCGGCCAGAGCGCAGAGGAGUCCGUAUGUUUUAACGAGCCCCCGCUCACUGGAGUCCUGUGCACGGCUCGGUGUCAAACCUGUUGAACUUCUGAUUAAAUCGUUAAACGAGGUGAUAGCUGAACAGAAUGACGUGCCCUUUGAAGCAGUGAGAGUUAUGCAUGAUUCCUACGAAAAAGAGAGAAUGAAGCGUUUACAAAUGUGCCGUGUGGAGAGGGAGAGGAUUAUCCAGGCGGCUGGGGACAGGUGGCCAGGCAGUGAUAAAGUGUCAGACCUGGAAGUGGUGCCUGACAAGAAACUGAAGGGUCACUCAACGGACGGACAGACAACCAGGUCCAUGCCAUAUGCAGAUCUGUGCUUGAAAGGGAAAUCUGUGAGCAGGUCUUCCUGUUUGGUUGUUGGUAACAGACACCCGGACAGGAGCACGGUCUGCAGCUUCAGUCUGGGAGACCUCAGAUACUCCCCAGCCACUGAGAUGAAACUGGAAAAGCUCACCAAGGACAUAAAAAAGGAGAUGUGUGUCACAGUGUCGGAGAGAGACCGCAAGAUAGCAGCUCUCAUGCUGGUGAAGCACGAGAAAGAGCAGGCUUGCCUGAAGCUCUGUCAGCAAGAGAAACAGGAGCGACAGGAGGCCCGCAGGCUGGAGGAGGCGCAGCGGGCUCAGGCAGAGAAAAGGAGGAGGAAGAAGCUGAAGCAGAGUAUGCAACGUUGGCAUGAGGAGCUGGAGGCCCGCAGGAGGCUGAGGGAGCGACAGGAGAAAGAAAAAGCGGGACAACUUGAGCAGGAGGUGCAGCUGCAAGAAGACCGCUGGAGGAGGCUCAAAGAGGAAGUGGAGGCACAAUGCAGAGAAAAGAUAGAGGCUGCACAGAAAGAGGCAGAGGGGCGCAAACGCUACCAGGAGAAGCUGCUGAGAGAGAAGGAGGAGCUGGAAAUGAGUGAGCGAGAGAGGGAGAGACAGGUAGCAGCGGAGAGGGAGCAGAAGGCCAGGAGGAGCAAGGAGUUGCAGAAGAAGAAGGAGAGGAAGAAGCUGCAGGAGGAAAAUCGUAGAGAGCUGCUACGGCACAAACUGCUGAAACAGGAGGCAGAGCAGCAGGGGGAGGAAGAGGAGGCCCAGAUGAGGAGCACGCAUGAGAGGAAGCUGCGACUCUCCUGCGAGAAACAUGCCCAGGCCACCGAGGCACGGCUGAGGGAGCUGCAGGAGCGGGCGGCGCGGGAGGAGGAGCAGAUUCAGAGAGCGCGGCUGAGGGCCGAGCUGCAGAGCGUCCAGGAGCUCAUGCACAAAAAGACCCUGCUCCAGCAGAGCCAGCAUCGCACGGAGAGAGCCGCCCAGCAUGCCUCGGCACAGCAAAGGGCCAGAGCUCAGCAGACACAUCAGCACAACAAACACAGGGAGCUCCGCCACCAGAGGCUGAGAGAGCAGGUGCAAAGGGAGGAGGAGGCAACGAGGAAGGUCAGGGAGAGCUGCAUCUCCAUGAAGGAGUGGAGGAGGGAGAAGCUGCGGAGACAGCGAGAGCAGAUACAGGAGGAGGCGCACAGGCUCACUCUGGCCUCCUUCCACAUGAGGGAGAGAGUUAGAAAGCAGACGCACAGUCGAACCUUUGAUCAGAUGGCUCUGGAUGCUCAGCUGAUUGCCUCCAUGAGCCACAUGAAACUAGGAGAGAAAUGAUAAACUCCCAUCCUGGCUUCAGAAUGACUCCCCACAGCCGCACCUCUUCUCAUAGGCUUCAGUACAGUUCAGGCAUUAAUAGCUGCACUCAUCCAGAGCUGCUUAGAGCCGGAGCUGCAGAAGAAUAAGGGAAUUCAGAGUUCUCUUAACAACACAGAAAAACAUCGCUCUUAUUGGCAAUCUAGGAAUGCAGCAAGGAAGAACCACACAAGUAUGUACAUGUGGUAAAACCAAGGAAUGUUGGGGCCCAGAGCUGCGCAGGGGCCCUGGAAUAUGUCAUGUUCACAUCAGUUUUCACAACUGUGAUUUUAGGGGUGUAAUGACUCAUAAUGUCAGUUUCAGACCCCAAUAAACAUAAGCAAUGUCUUGUGAGCCUUCGCGUCAGCUUGCAUAUGCCUGUGAGCUGUGAACAAUACAACCAGAUGGAUUUUCUAGAAAAUAUUCUAUGAAAUGUCAAACUUAGAGAAAGGUCUGGUAGAAAAUUGCAUAACAGACAUUUGUUUUUGCUUAAUUUUGUAUCCUGUCAAUCUUGCAACUAUUUUGAUUUAUAUUUGGACACCUUGCAUUUGAAAUCUAGGUUGAGACCCGAUGCUUUACAGUACAACUACAGUAAGCUUCCAUGUAUAGUAAAAACAAACAUCUAGCCACAGCACUGCAUUGUUUUUCUUAGAUAAACACCUGAUGAUUGAUUUGCUUCGACACAUGCAUCCAAUAAGCAGUUUGCACUGUGAGUGUUCCAACAUGGCGCAUUGUAUCAUUACACCCCUAAAAUGACUGGAUGGAAGAUUAACUUCUACGGUUCACUUGGAAGUUGGUCCGAGUUUCCAGCCUGCAAGAAAGUCGAGCAGUGGCUGGAGAGUGAAGGUUUAAAAUUGCGGUCUGUAGCCAUUGGGGUGCUUGAACGCUGACAUCAGUGUUUUGAAUUUGAUACGAGCAGCCAUUAGCAGCCAGUGGAGUGCAGAUAAGAGAGGAGUUGUGGGAGAAAUAAGGGACGUUGAGGAUGAGCCAAGUUGCAGUGCUCUGUAUGAGCUGUGAGGGAGUAAGAAGCCAGACUAAUGAGUCAUGUUUAGCUGUACAUUGUGUUGUAUCAUAUCACACUAUAAAGCAGCAUGUUUUAAUGUUUUAAGUGGGGCAGAUCAAGCAAAAUGUUUACUGAAAUUACAAGAUUAAAGCAGAAUCAUAGUUCAUGGACUCAAGAAGAAUGUUUAUACAUUUAUCAAUAACAGCUGUUGCAUGUUGACUUCAACCAUCAGUGGAGUGAUGCUGUAUAACAGAUAUUUUCUAACAAUCAGAUUGUGUUUUGUAUUUUUCUCAGAUUUGAUAACUUUAUGGUAUUUGAAUGUUUUGUUACAUCGCAAUGAAUAAAUCAUGCUUUAAAUUGUAAAAUGCCUUCAUUCUGACAUCUUGUUUCCAUCUCUGUAUUUAACACUGACACGGCUCUACUUAGCACACCUCCAGCUACAACAAGACACACUGGCCAUUCAAAAUUUAGUAGCAUCAGACAGUUUACCUCUGCGUCAAAAGAUGUGUUUGUGUGGGGGAAAGACGUUAAGCAGUCGACUAUGCCAUCAUGACAUGGGCAGACAUGUUUUUAUUAGAUGUAAAUAUCUGCACAUGCUAAAAGAAAGAAGAAACAGCAGAAGUGAUUCAAACUAGAUAACUCUGAUUCUAAAAGUGACACAGGCAUAAAUUCAGUAAGCAAUCUAUGAAAUACCCACUUGACAGCCCCAGUUGUGUACAGUACCUACUUUCAGCCACCUGCUUCUGUCUGACCCACAUAUUCUUUUUUACAGGUGCAAAGAGCUGCUGGACUACCUACAUAUUUCUGCUGAUGUUCCAUCUCACACCCAAGAGGCUUUAUCAGUUGUUCUGAUACAAACUCUCAGCUUCAAAACUAUGAAACAAAUUCUACGAUUGCACAAAAAUAGCACAUCCUGUGUCCUAGUCAUUUGCACUAUUGCACAUUGAUAGACUGAAAGUCUGCACCUGAUUUCAAGACCUGACUAUACAAACAAACUAAGAUGAAAUGAUUUAAAAAUGUGCGACCUAGAUCUCUUAUUGUUUGGGUAACAGACAGUAUCAGAUUAUUUGGUUGUUCCUGUAAAUCUAUCCAGUUACUGGGAUGCCAUGAAAGGGCCUUGAGAAAGUUGAUUGAAUUUAAACUUGGCAACAAAUGGCGCCCUUUUUGUCAGUCUUGGAAUGGAAGUUCAGUCCACCGAGGACAAUAGAUGAGCCACAGUAUCAGAUUCUUGAGACACAUAACUGAUACACAAAUAAUAGCUGGACUCAAAGGCAAGUUUCACAGAGACAAAAACACACCGUGGUCAACUUUCUUCAGUGGCACGUUUUAUCUGCUCCAUCAUCAUACCAUACCCAGUUUACACUGUAUAGUAUAUAAGACAGGUUCUCCCUGUUGUCCUUUCAGGCGUGGUGGCACCAUGCCAUUUGCACUGAAGUUAAUUGCACUGUGUUUUUUCUCAUUCAUCAUGCAGCCCGAGAGCCAGCACCAUCGGGAGCCCGACCCCGAGGAUGAGAGUGAGGCUCUCCAGGAGCCCCAGGUGUCGCUGCUGGUGGGCCUCAACUCCAGUGUGCUGCUGGAGGUCAGAGGAGGGUUGGCCUGUCCUGCCGCUGCUGACCUCAGGGAGAACGUGCACUGUGGCCACAUAGAGGAAAGUCCCAGCCGAGAAGAGCAUUCCCACACCCGUCGCACUGAGCUGAUUCUCAGAUGAACUGCCAGACUGCAGACACAAACACAUUAAAUAAAAGGAUACCGAGCCACCAGCUGAAACUGUA